Messenger RNA from Hylaeus volcanicus, 3980 nucleotides. RefSeq names its product adenylate cyclase type 6. NCBI's taxonomy places the organism in Eukaryota, Metazoa, Arthropoda, Insecta, Hymenoptera, Colletidae. The coding region runs from base 228 to 3827 and encodes 1199 amino acids. The transcript has 22 exons. Gene Ontology annotation, cellular component: plasma membrane. The record is from RefSeq and is a predicted model, not a curated record. Gene Ontology annotation, biological process: cAMP biosynthetic process; adenylate cyclase-activating G protein-coupled receptor signaling pathway; adenylate cyclase-inhibiting G protein-coupled receptor signaling pathway. Gene Ontology annotation, molecular function: adenylate cyclase activity.
GUCACGUGGAUCCUGUUAGAAAAUUGAUCAACUAUUAUAUUCGCGCCUCUGGUGGAAAAGUCACCACGACGCCGACGAGGGCUUGAAGAAGCUGCAAACUGACGAGAAUGAGAUUCGUGUCAAGAUCAAGUGUAAAGCGAGGGGGAGCAUGAAGUAGCGGACCACGGUGUUUCGUUGACCCGAAGGGCUCUAAACCAGCGCGAGAAAGAGGGACGUACCAUACCAACAUGGAGAAAUACGGCGUGGAAUUCCCGAAGCACGAAUGGAGCCACAGACUCAGUCUUCGUGCCAGUCGAAGGAGCCAUCAGGGCGAGGUAGCUGGCAGGUCGGUAACCGGAUCCGUGAAAAGUACCAGAAGAUGGGCCAGCUUAAGACAACACGUGAGCAACAACGAUCGCGGCAAAGCCAGAGUCGAGUUGCUCCUGGAUCCUCCAGAGUCCUCGGCUCCUUCCUCUCAACCUCAUACACCGAAUACGCCACGUACCCCUCAUACCCCGCUGAGGAAGUCCAAUUGGGAGGUGAUCGAGCAUUUCACCGGUGCACCGCGUCCCUCCAUUAUCACGAUGAGCAGAGGCUCGGAAGUUGGGGUUGGUCUCGCAACAGGAAGGGAAACGACGCAAGAAGCCACCGUGAACACGUCGAUAACGCAACGACCGAGGAAAUGUGCUCUGUGCCGGUUUUUGAACUCGCUCUGCGCUUCGCACCGCUUCAAAAACUUGCAGGUGGAGAUGCUAUACCAACGUUACUUCCUACGAAUGAAUCAGAGCAACACGAUACACGUACUCGGCCUACUAGCUGGUCUGGCGCUAGCUUUGUGCCUGCUGUUAAUUUCGAGACUGAUUCUGGAGAACAAUGAGCAGUUUCUAGUCAUGCUCGAAAGACCUGAGAAUCUGUUCCUGGCUGUCACGAUAGUUAUCUCCAUAGCGGUUUAUGCUGUUUUGGUGGUGGCGAUAUCUAGACCAGGCAUGAACGAAAUUUGGCUGGCCGGUGUCAGCGGGAUCGUUCUGGUGACGUUACUGGCGCUUCAAGUAGCGCUCAACGUUCAUCUAGCUCUGGGUUCAAAGGAGCAUAGAAGCGGUGGUCCUCUCGCUGCUGCUUGGGCCGUUUGCUUCUUCAUUUACAUGGCCUACGCUCUACUACCAAUCCGACUGCGUCACGCCUGCAUAGCCGGCGUUGUUUUUUCACUGGCACAUCUUAUCGGCGCGUACACCCUCUACCCAUCGCAUUACCCGGCCAUGAUGGAACACUUGCUGAGUUCCAUCGUUGUGGUAGGUGGAACGAAUAUGGCGGGUGUGCUAACACAUCAUCCCCGUGAGCUGGCGCAAAGGCAAGCGUUUCUUGAAACCAGACAAUGCGUCGAGGCGCGGCUGACUACGCAGCGGGAAAAUCAACAACAGGAACGGCUUCUAUUGAGCGUGUUGCCGAGGCACGUAGCCAUGGAGAUGAAAGCCGUGAUCGCUGGAAAACCAAAGGAUACCAUGUUUCACAAAAUUUGCAUUCAAAGGCACGAGAAUGUCAGCAUCCUGUUUGCGGACAUUUGCGGAUUCACGUUGCUUUCGGAUCAAUGUACAGCCGAGGAGGUCGUCAGAUUGCUGAACAAGUUGUUUGCGUGGUUCGAUACGCUGGCCGCUGAACACCAUUGUCUCCGAAUCAAAUUGCUAGGGGAUUGUUACUAUUGCGUUUCUGGAUUGCCGGAGCCCAGGUCGGAUCACGCUCGUUGCUGCGUGGAAAUGGGCUUGGAUAUGAUCAGUGCUAUCACAUUGUACCGAGAGGUGGGUGCAGUGAACGUAAACAUGAGAGUGGGUAUUCACACUGGCAGAGUUCACUGCGGUGUACUCGGGCUCCGAAAAUGGCAGUUCGAUGUUUGGAGCAACGAUGUUACCCUGGCGAAUCACAUGGAAAGCGGCGGAAUACCGGGACGAGUUCACAUCACGAAAGAGACGUUGGAUUGCCUGGGCGGUUACUACGAGGUGGAGGAGGGAAACGGAGGCGAAAGGAACGCGUACCUCAAGGAGCACAAUAUCAAAACGUACCUGAUCGUCCCUGGGGACGCGUUUAAGGGCAGUAUACCCUCGUCGGGGCUGAGAAAGGGUUUACCAGCGAACGGGAACGUGUCCAAGGAGAUGAGGAUGAUGGGACACGGAUCGCAACACGGCAAACAAACCAAGCUUGGCUUCGGAGAAGCAACCGAGAGCAAAAAGGAUCCAGAAGACGAAGUGAACGAGUACUUGAUGCGUGCUAUAGACGCCAGGAGCAUAGAUAGGUUAAGGGCAGAAUAUUGUACGCCUUUUAUCCUAACAUUUCGCAUUUCCGACGUCGAGGAAAAGUAUUCCCGCGAAAGGGACAAAAUGCUAUCCGCAUACUUUGUGUGUUCCGGUUUCGUCUACAUGGUGGUCGUGAUUGCUAUAGUAAUCACUCUGUACGGGAGCAUAUACUUCUAUACGUGCAUAGCAGUGAGCACGCUGUUGAUCGGCUUGAUUAACGGGAUCUUGUUGGCGGAAAAAAAUCCGAAAGUACCAAAGUUUCUUCGAGAUACCGCGGUACACAUUUUCGAAAAUCGCGGUGUUGCGCAAGCACUGGCCACGUGCGUAGUGUUUUUGACUUUCAUCACAGCACUGAGCCCUCUGAUCACGCUGGAGGGUGUUCGUGUCUGCAGCAACGCUACAGUCAUCACAGAACGGCUCAACAAUUCCAGCAUAACGUUCCAGACCAUCGACACGCCUGACGAUGUUUGCUACUACACCGUCUUUGCUGACCUUUUCCCGGUGCUUGUGAUGCUGGUGAUGAUAACAUGCGCGGUAUAUCAGAUCCUGACAUCGGUGUUCAAAGUGGUGAUAUUGAGUAUGGUGGUGGCUUGCUACUUAGCUAUCAGUAUUUACGAGGCUCUGUACGAGAGGCAAGUUGAACUGACUGGAAGAUGGCUGUCUGGCGUUUUGGUAGUUUUCUUUAUGGCCUGCUUGGUCGCGCACUCGCAACACACUGAGGCAACUUACAGACUGGAUUUUUUGUGGAAGCUCCAAGCAACGGAGGAGAAGGAGGAAAUGGAGCACCUGAAGGCCUACAAUCAGAAGCUGUUGGCGAACAUACUUCCGGAGCAUGUGGCGGCACAUUUUUUAUCGACUGCCAAUUCAGACGAGCUGUACCACGAGCAGUGCGACUUUGUUUGCAUAAUGUUCGCCUCUAUACCGAACUUUUCCGAGUUUUACGUGGAACUCGAGGCGAAUAACGAAGGCAAGGAGUGUCUCAGGCUUCUCAACGAGAUUAUCGCCGAUUUCGACGAGUUGCUCGCCGAGGAGCAGUACAAGUACAUCGAGAAAAUCAAGAGCACAGGCGCCACAUAUAUGGCUGCAUCCGGUCUGACGAAGAGCACCUGCGACAUGAGAGAUUACAAGCACGUCACUGCUAUGACCGACUACGCACUUAGGAUACGCGAACAACUGGCUUUCAUUAAUGAACACAGCUUCAACAACUUCCGGUUACGUGUGGGCAUCAAUAUCGGACCGGUCGUUGCCGGAGUAAUAGGAGCUAGAAAGCCGCAGUACGACAUUUGGGGUAAUGCGGUUAACGUGGCCUCGAGAAUGGAGUCAACGGGAGUGUUGGACGCUAUUCAAGUUACCCAGGAGGUUCGUGAUAUUCUAGUCGUAAAGGGAUAUCCGUUAACCUGCCGUGGCAGCAUUCAGGUCAAAGGCAAGGGCAGUAUGGUGACGUACUUCCUGGACGGGCCUCGAGAUUCGUCGAAACUUGGAAGCAACCUCGAUGCAAAAACAAACUCUAACAAUAACGUCAACGUAAACAGGCCUGUAACCUCGAACAACAGUACCGUUUGAGGCGUGUCUCGAGAAAUUCGAGGAAUCGUGGCGCAAAAGGAAACGCGUACGUUCUCGUUUGAUCGUACGACACAAGCCUAACAGAAUUAUAUUUAUAUUACAAGAGAAACAAAGAAAUAUUGUCAUAUUUUUGAAAGCAGUCCCGAUUUCACA